CCCACCGGGGGGCCACGACACCGCACCACACCACUCGUGCUCGUCGCCUCCUCCUCCCCUACUAAAUUACCCCCACCUUCCCUAUCGGACCAAUUCGAUUCGGAGGAGCGACCCGUCAGAUCAAAUCAAAUCAAAACCAACCGGCACGAGAUAAGAAUCCCCCCUUGUCGACCGACGAGCCGCGGCGCUGCCGAAGGGGGGGAAUGGGGUCGCCGGCGCCGGAGGGGGAGGGCCAGGGCCCCGUGGUCAUCCACGCGUGGUCGGCGCCGCGCUCCCUCAGCACCAGCCUCAUGUACUCCUUCGCCCAGAGGGACGACAUGGAGGUGCUUGACGAGCCUCUCUACGCCAAUUUCCUGCAAGUCACCGGCGUCGACAGGCCCUACCGCGAGGAACUCCUGUCGAAAAUGGAUCCCGAUGGAAAUAAGGUCGUCAAAGAAGCGAUCUUUGGCCCAGGGGAGAAAACAUACCGUUACUGCAAGCACAUCUCAAAGCAACGCCUCCCAAACCUGUCCAGUGACCUGAUGAAGAAGGGAAAGCAUUUCAUAUUGAUACGUAACCCUCUAAAUAUACUGCCAUCUUUUGAUAAAGUCGUUCCACCAUCCUUCUUGGAGCUUGGCAUAGGCGAACUUGUCUCAAUAUACAGUGAACUAUGUGGACUUGGGAAGCCACCGCCUGUGAUAGAUGCAGAUGACCUGCAACGGGAACCUGAGGUUGUCUUGAGGGGACUCUGUGAGGAUCUGGGCAUUCCUUUCCAGCCACAAAUGUUGAAAUGGGAAGCUGGCCCCAAGGAAUUUGAUGGUAUAUGGGCCCCCUGGUGGUAUAGGAGUGUGCACAAGUCUACAGGUUUCUCUAAGUUCCGUCAAUAUCCUUCGACUUUCCCAUUCGCAUUAUAUGACCUCCUUGAGCAAAGCUUGCCUUUUUACAACAUGCUGAAGCGCCAAGUAAGGGGAACAAUAGGAUCUCAGCAACCAUUAUUACCUGAUCCUCCUCUGCCUGUCCCUGCAAAUAAAAAGAUUCUAGUUUGGGUUGGAGAUGAACUUUUGCCUCGUGACAGUGCAAAGGUUUCAGUGUUUGAUUCAGUUGUACAAGGAGGAGAUGCUGUUUGGGAAGGUUUACGUAUAUAUGAUGGAAAAGUAUUCAAACUGGAUGAACAUUUGGAUAGAUUGUUUGAUUCCGCAAAAGCUAUGGCCUUCAGCAAUGUGCCCACCCGUGACUGGAUUAAGGAUGCUGUUUUUAAGACUCUGAUUGCAAAUGGAAUGUUCAAUAAUGCUCAUAUAAGGCUCACACUCACCCGUGGGAAAAAGGUGACAUCUGGAAUGAGUCCAGCUUUCAAUCUUUAUGGGUGCGCCCUGAUUGUGCUUGCAGAGUGGAAACCACCAGUUUACAAUAACUCGCAUGGGAUAAAGUUGGUAACUGCCACCACACGUCGAAAUUCUCCAAAUAGUAUAGAUUCCAAGAUACAUCACAACAAUCUUAUCAACAAUAUUCUGGCAAAGAUAGAAGGUAAUCUUGCCCAGGCUGAGGAUGCAAUUAUGCUAGACAAGGAUGGUUUUGUAUCAGAGACAAAUGCAACAAACAUUUUCAUGGUUAAGAAGGGAACUGUACUGACACCUCAUGCUGACUAUUGCCUUCCAGGCAUUACGCGCGCGACUGUCAUGGAUCUUGUGGUAAAAGAAAACUUUGUGUUACAUGAACGGCGCAUUAGUCUGUCAGAAUUUCACGCUGCAGACGAGGUGUGGACAACUGGAACAAUGGGUGAAAUUACACCGGUUGUAAUGAUUGAUGGGCGUGAAAUUGGCGAUGGGAAAAUUGGUCCAGUCACAAGACAAAUCCAGAAUGCAUACAAAGUCCUGACAGCAGGGCAAGGGGUACCAAUACCCAGGAACGGCGAUGCAUAAUCGUCACUCAGGCAUUCCUUAUCUACAUUAGAUCCAACCCUCAGGGAGCCUGAUUGCAUCCAUUUAGAGCAGCAAUAAAGUAAUAACCACCAUAUGGUGUCAAUGUUUAGAGAGGCGCCAGCCCCAUGCAUCAUUGUUGUACCAAACAAAACUGGAUUCAUGUGUACUAUCGUGUACCGCUGAAGAUCAUGUAUUCAAUGAGUCAUGGCAUUGGCAUGCGCUUGUAUGCGUCUAAGCUGGUUCAUGGCUAUUACCAACUCAAUUUGUUUUACUGUGAUUAUUGCUGGUCCAAUUUGUCA
Setaria italica (foxtail millet) is the source of this 2197-nucleotide messenger RNA. Its product is annotated as branched-chain-amino-acid aminotransferase-like protein 1. The record is from RefSeq and is a predicted model, not a curated record. Lineage: Eukaryota; Viridiplantae; Streptophyta; Magnoliopsida; Poales; Poaceae. The coding region runs from base 204 to 1898 and encodes 564 amino acids. Gene Ontology annotation, biological process: carboxylic acid metabolic process. Gene Ontology annotation, molecular function: catalytic activity. The transcript has 19 exons.